AUGAUUGUGCUCCUCCUUGUGCCCAUGCUGCUGGUCGGCUAUGCCGGGGGCCAUGCUCUGGACACCCCACAUCUCCCACUGAAGUUGCCUCCAGGACUCUCCAAAAAUAUCAAUAUUACCAUCUUCAAUGGGGUGUUUAAAAAUGUGGAAACUGUGGCUGAAAUUUUUGACUGCCUGGGCUCCCACUUCACCUGGCUGCAGGCUGUGUUCACCAACUUCCCUCUGCUGCUCCAAUUCGUGAAUGGGCUGCGGUGCGUGGCGGACCUCUGUCCUCGAGACUUGGAGGACUACGGCUGUGCCUGCCGAUUUGAGAUGGAAGGGCUGCCACUCGAUGAGUCUGACAGCUGCUGUUUCCAGCACCGCAGGUGCUAUGAGGAGGCCGCAGAAAUGGACUGUCUCCAGGACCCCGCCAAGCUCAGUGCAGAGGUCGAUUGCAUCAGCAAGAAGAUCACAUGUGAAUCCAGGGACCCUUGUGAGCAGCAGCUGUGUGCCUGCGACAAGGCGGCCAUUGAGUGCUUGGCUCGCUCUGGCAUCAACUCUUCCCUCAAUCUUCUGGACAUCUCCUCGUGCCUAGUGCAGACGCCAGCUCAGCAAUUCCCAGCCAUGGUUUUGACGCCAUUGGUUGAUCUGGCCACCAUUGCUAGUGGGACCUCUCUUUCUCCAGAGGUUCCUGCAAAGCCCACGGACAUCAGCCUGGCGGUCAUUUCAGGAGAAGGUCAGGUGCCUCCCUCAUCUGCCCUGAUUGGUGUGGUGGAACUGCUGGAGCACUAUGGGUGGUUAGGCUUGGGCCCCUCACAGGUUUGUCAUGAAGCCGGUUGGUUUAUUUUCACAGUCACUGGUGACACCAGAGCUGACAGACGGACCACGCUCUCCAGGACAAGAUCUGCAGAGAUUAUUGCUACAGCUAAACAUAUCACCCUUGUCCCAACUGGCGUAAAAUCUUCAGGGCUGGUGGUGUCAUCCACUGACAGUGGUCCUGAGGAGGCAACUAGGAAAGCCUGUGACAGGCUCAGCUUCCUGCACACAGGGGGCGAGGACAGCAGGGAGGCCAUGCAGCAGCUUGGAGAGAUGCUCUUUUGUCUGACGUCCCGCUGCCCAGAGGAAUUCGAGUCCUAUGGCUGUUACUGUGGGCACGCAGGAAGAGGAGAGCCCAGGGACACCCUGGACAGGUGCUGUUUGUCCCAUCGCUGCUGCCUAGAGCAGAUGAGGAGGCUGGGCUGCCUACGCGAGAGGCAUCCUGGAUUGGAGACGAUGUGUGUGGACCACAGACCCAAGUGUGUAGGACAGAGCCUCUGUGAGAAGCUGCUUUGUGCCUGUGACCAGACAGCUGCUGAGUGCAUGGCCUCGGCCUCCUUUAAUCAAAGCCUCAAAUCACCAGGCAGACAAGAGUGCCAGGGCGCCCAGAUGGCAUGUGAGGAUGGAUUGACACUGGGAGGGCACUCAGCCUCGUCUACGGGCUCCAGCUCUGAGGAGAACAGCGAAGAGGCUCCACCCCACACAGGGGGCCUUAGAAGAAGCAGAAGGUUUCUGGGGAAGAUGCUUGGUCCCCUGGAAUCCAGGCUACUCACUGGGAGAUAG
Molecule: messenger RNA, 1578 nt
Organism: Dipodomys ordii (Ord's kangaroo rat)
Lineage: Eukaryota; Metazoa; Chordata; Mammalia; Rodentia; Heteromyidae
Gene: Oc90
Product: otoconin 90
Exons: 12
Coding region: 1-1578 (525 amino acids)
Biological process (GO): arachidonate secretion; phospholipid metabolic process; lipid catabolic process
Cellular component (GO): extracellular matrix
Molecular function (GO): calcium ion binding; phospholipid binding
Source: RefSeq, a predicted model, not a curated record